AUGGCCCCUUAUGGGUUUGUUCUAUAUCAUGGUGUAUGGAUCGAUCCUGACAGCUUGCCCAAGAAAGGCGCCGAGAGGAAUAUUGGAGACUAUCGUACUUGGAAAGACUGGAAGCUAUUGAGGGAGUUGGAACAGCGUGGGCUUCCACUCCCAGAUCCUCAGACUAAAGGCAACAUGGCGAAGGUCUUGCGAAAGCACGACGAAGACGAAGAGGUUUUCGGGCCGGGUCCUCUCUCAAAUCUUACGACUCCUGCAAACAGUCCAUCCAAGACUGGGAAGGACAAGGCCCCUGUUCUCUCCAAGCCCAAAAGCAUACCGACGGUGCCGACUGCAACAGAUGUUCCGCCAGCCCGUGCACCUGAGCAAGAUAUCAUUGACGGCAAUGAUUCAGAUACGGAACUUGAGACAGCUGGCGGAGGGAGUUCCAUCUCAGGGGCAAGACGGCGGCUCGGUCGGCCAUCUCUUGCCGGCCCUACGACUGCGACGGCUAUCACUGGCAUCGAAAACGUUCCAAACGUCGACUAUGAUGAAGAAGUGGACGGAUUGAUCAUCCCGGUCAUCAGCGACGAUGAAUUUGUCUGA
Molecule: messenger RNA, 582 nt
Organism: Fulvia fulva
Lineage: Eukaryota; Fungi; Ascomycota; Dothideomycetes; Mycosphaerellales; Mycosphaerellaceae
Exons: 1
Coding region: 1-582 (193 amino acids)
Source: RefSeq, a predicted model, not a curated record